Molecule: messenger RNA, 2437 nt
Organism: Gastrolobium bilobum
Lineage: Eukaryota; Viridiplantae; Streptophyta; Magnoliopsida; Fabales; Fabaceae
Product: LEAF RUST 10 DISEASE-RESISTANCE LOCUS RECEPTOR-LIKE PROTEIN KINASE-like 2.5
Exons: 4
Coding region: 130-2160 (676 amino acids)
Biological process (GO): protein phosphorylation
Molecular function (GO): polysaccharide binding; protein kinase activity; ATP binding
Source: RefSeq, a predicted model, not a curated record
UUGGGUCGAAUAUGAAUAUAUGAUACUGAAAGACAUACUGAAGAUUUACCAAAAUUCGAUUCUCUCUUCUCCAAUUCUCUCUCCUUCCCAAUUCUCUCAAACACUUGGGUGAUCCGUUACAAGAUAAAAAUGGACGAUAACAUUCAUAUACGCUUAGUCCUUACAACCAUAGCCACCAUGUUUUUCUUCAUCUUAACCAAUUUGCCACAGUCCCAAUCCCAAGGAGGAGAAAACAAAUACACAAAUUGUAGCAAGCCAUACAACUGUGGAAAUGUGUCCAACAUCUUCUACCCUUUCUGGGGACACCACAGACCCCAAUAUUGUGGCGGUGGCGACCAAUUAGAUUUCAAACUUCAGUGUCAGAAUGAUCAUACCAUCAUUCUAAACGGCUUACAAAAUUUCCAAGUUUUGCAUAUCGACACAACAGCUUACACCGUUAGAAUGAAACAAACGGUCGAUGAUGUUUGUUCUCCGACAUUUAACGACAUUUACUUGGACCUGGACGCAACCGUCUUCACGUAUCCAGCAACUGUGUACAACAUCACCAUUUUCUACAACUGUCCCUCUUCGGUUUUCACUCAUGAAAACAACUUCACGUGUGGAAAUGAGAAUGGUACCUAUCAUGUGGGUGAGAAAGAUGACGUGUUGAAAGAACAUCCAGAGUUUCAGAAUUGCACGCGACAUAUCCAAGUGCCGAUUCAGGUUCCUCUGAAUCUUGAUGGCGAUAGAUUUGAUGCUCUGGAAGGUGCUUUGGAUGGUGGGUUUGAGGUGAACUAUACUAAAGCACACGCUCAAGAAUGCAUACGAUGUUUGGAUAGUGAAGGAGCUUGUGGAGUUAAUUUAACUUCUCAUCGAUUUACCUGUUAUUGCCAAGAUGGAUCCGAUGCUAUUCAUUGCUAUGGUCGAGGUUCUAAUAGUACUCGGUGGAACUUGACAUGGAAAUUACUUAUAGUUUCCAAGCUUCAAGGAAUCAAGACUCCUCCCAAUCACCAAUCUUCAAGAAUGGCGCCAUACUUUGGGAAGGAUUUUCUGUCAACACAAAGCUUCUCCAAGGAAAAUGGUAUUAUUGGUGGAGUGAUAACAGUAUUGUUGAUAUGUAUCGCUACUUUUUGUUUUAGAUGCAAGUCCUCAUCUUGGCAUGGAAAAUUUUGGUUGACCACAAAAGGUAACAAAGAUAUUGAAGCAUUCUUAAAAAAUCAUGGAGCCUUAACUCUAAAAAGAUACAAAUUCUCAGAUGUCAAGAAAAUGACCAACUCCUUCAAAAAUAAACUCGGGCAAGGUGGUUUUGGUGCUGUAUACAAAGGACAACUAUUUAAUGGUUGCCCUGUGGCCGUAAAGAUAUUGAGGUCAUCGAAAGGAAACAAUGAAGACUUCAUCAACGAGGUUGCCAGUAUCAGUAGCACUUCUCAUGUCAAUGUUGUCACCCUUCUUGGAUUUUGUUUUGAAGGCCGCAAGAAAGCUCUCAUCUAUGAAUUUAUGUCCAAUGGUUCCCUUGAAAAGUUUAUUUACAGAAAUGGACAUGAAGCCGUUGCUUCUUUGAACUGGGAGGAUUUGUAUCAAAUUGCCAUGGGGAUUGCUCGAGGGCUGGAGUACUUGCAUAGGGGAUGCAAUACUAGAAUUUUGCAUUUUGACAUAAAACCACAUAAUAUCCUUUUGGAUGAGAAUUUCUGCCCCAAGAUAUCAGAUUUUGGGCUAGCAAAGCUCUGUCCUAGGAAAGAGAGCAUGAUUUCAAUGUCAGAUGCUAGAGGGACAAUUGGGUAUGUAGCUCCAGAAAUGUGGAAUAGACAUUUUGGAGGAGUAUCUCAUAAGUCAGAUGUUUAUAGCUACGGAAUGAUGCUGCUAGAAAUGGUGGGAGGGAGAAGGAACGUUAAUGCUGACGCCAGUCAUACUAGUGAGUUAUACUUCCCACAUUGGGUAUACAACAGGCUUAAGCAAGGCACGGAUUUGAGACCAUAUGAGGUGAUUAAAACAGAAGAAAAUGAGAUAGCAAAAAGAUUGACCAUAGUGGGUUUGUGGUGCACUCAAACGUUUCCAAAUGAUAGACCUACAAUUAGUAGAGUGAUAGAUAUGUUGGAAGGCAGCAUGAAUUCCCUGGAAAUUCCACCAAAACCUUUUCUUUCUUCUCCUACUAGAUCAGUAUCUGAAUCCUCCACUUUUUGAAAUAUCAUUGCAUUUUGGGUAAAUAGUUUAAAUUAUACUGUAAAACGGAUCAUUCAACAUACUUGUUUUGUAGUUUUCAAUCAUCCUGAAAAGCAAGCGUAUCUUAUAUGUGUGUUAAACUGUUAAUAUAUUGAAUGCUAAUGCCAAAGCAGUGGAUGGAGUAAACUCUAUGUUAUGACUCAAAUGAAGGAAGGUUCAGGGUUGAUUGAUAGGAUUUACAGUGAGAAUUAUAUCCCUAUAUAUUGACGGUCUCCCUGUUCUUCCUGAACUACUUCCC